Molecule: messenger RNA, 1230 nt
Organism: Cladocopium goreaui
Lineage: Eukaryota; Dinophyceae; Suessiales; Symbiodiniaceae
Source: the annotation of a GenBank genome assembly
AUGCUCCAUGCAAUGUGCCCCACUGCAAGCAGGAAGAUCCUACUGGCACAUUUGCUUAUAUCUUCGACAGCCUCAUCUUUGCAACAGAUGCUCGGCAUGCUGCAUGCUGAGCCGGUAGCAGCAGCUGAGAUCUUGGUGCAAGUCAUCACCAACAUUGAGGGUGAAUGUCCAAUUCAGCUACAGGAGCAUUCGGAUGGAAGUUUCUCACUCAAUGAGGAAAAGACAGUCCAGGGCGCUAUUUGCAGAGUCGUCUCCUUGGACGUGGGUGACACCUGUGAGAAGUACGCAGAAGAUUUGAUCCGCUUGGGAGUGCAGCUUCCUUUGUGGACUUCCAGAGAUAUAGCUCGCUUCUCAUCGUCACCCAAUCUGCAGGAGAAGGUUGUGAAUUGGUUUGUCGCAUCUCUAUCAGACCAAGUGCUGGUGCUUCUUCAAGGUUGCUGUCUUGUGAGCAAUCUACAUACUGCCCUGCCAAGACCUGCCCCAAGCUGUGCGCAGAUCGUGGCAGAGUGUCUUGCUGCCGCAGAGGCGUUUCGAGAAUGCCUGUUCCAAAGUGCCUAUCUACUCAAGUCCAACAAGUGUGUGGAGUCUUUGAUUUGGGACUUGCUACAGCCCAAGUCCGCAGAGCUUGUUCCUCACUGCGAAGAACGGUUUGGCUGCAUCCUCGGAGGAGCUUUGGAGGCGCAAGUCAGGCAUGUGGAGACACUACAGCCACAUGCUCGCUUGCACAGUUUGUGGCGACUGGGGUCUGUAGUACUGACCUGGCGACACCUGGUUCAGUUGUGCUGUGAGGAUGAAGACCAGUUCCUUACAUUUCUUGCAAAGCCCGGAAACUACACUUCAUGGAGGCCAGGAUGCUCUGCCAAGAUGGUGGGAAAGGCUUACCAUCACCAAGUGAUAUCUCCAAUGAUGGAGGAAGAACAGCGAGCUUGGUGUGAAGUUGCCGAAAGAGCAGCCAACGAGGCCAUGGCUGAGCUGCUUGCUGAGCCUGACCAAGCAUCUGGAAGCAAACGGAAGGCGAAGCGCGGAAAAAAAUCCGAUGCCAAAUCUGAUGCCAAAUCUGAUGCAGGCCCUGCUUGCAGUGGAACCAAUGGCUACGCGCAAAAGAACGCAGAAGAAGUUUCAACAUUGGCCAUGGAGGAUUUGGAGCUGCCAGAGUCACUGAUCCAGUCCUGGCAACAUCUCACAGUCCAGCUCCUAAUGAUGGAGCGUGGAUCGCCACGAGAUCUCUGA